Messenger RNA from Malurus melanocephalus (red-backed fairy wren), 3618 nucleotides. RefSeq names its product syntaxin 16 (gene STX16). Lineage: Eukaryota; Metazoa; Chordata; Aves; Passeriformes; Maluridae. Gene Ontology annotation, cellular component: membrane; endomembrane system; SNARE complex. The transcript has 8 exons. The record is from RefSeq and is a predicted model, not a curated record. Gene Ontology annotation, molecular function: SNARE binding; SNAP receptor activity. Bases 215 to 1183 code for a protein of 322 amino acids. Gene Ontology annotation, biological process: vesicle fusion; vesicle-mediated transport; intracellular protein transport.
UGCCGGUGCCGGGGCGAUGGCGGCGCCCGGCGGCCGCGGGGGCCCGGGCUGGAGGGUCCCGCUCCCGGCGAGGGGCGUCCCGGCCCCGGCCCUCUGAGGGCUCCCGCUCACGGCCCUCUGACGGGUCUCCGCCCCGACCCUCCGAGGGGCGGCCGCCGCGUGUGCCGCGGGUCCCGGGCUGGGCUCGGGCCGCCGGCCCGGCGGCGGGGGGGCCAUGGCCACCCGGCGUCUCACGGACGCGUUCUUGUUGUUGCGGAACAACGCGGUGCAGAGCCGGCAGCUGCUGGCCGAGCAAGUGAGUAGUUUCGGCUCCUCCAGCCCUCUGAAUUCACGUAGCAUGGCUGCUGCGCUGGCUGAUGAUCGCAUGGCCCUGGUGUCGGGAAUCAGCUUAGAUCCCGAGGCRGCCAUCGGAGUGACAAAGCGCUUACCUCCCAAAUGGGUCGAUGGAGCAGAUGAAAUUCAGUAUGAUAUUGCCAGGGUUAAACAGAAGAUGAAAGAAUUAGCCAGUCUUCAUGAUAAACAUCUAAAUAGACCCACACUGGAUGACAGCAGUGAAGAGGAACGGGCAAUAGAAAUAACAACCCAAGAGAUCACACAGUUAUUCCACAGAUGUCAGAGAGCAGUCCAGGUGUUGCAGAGCAGGUCACGUAGCUGUACAGAACAAGAAGCACGUGUUCUCAGGAAUGUAGUGUCUUCCUUAGCACAGUCCCUUCAGGACCUCUCCACCAACUUUAGGCAUGCACAGUCUGACUAUCUCAAACGUAUGAAGAAUAGAGAAGAAAGGUCUAAACACUUCUUUGACACCUCAGUCCCACUGAUGGAUGAUGGGGAGGAUGAUACCCUUUAUGAUAGAGGUUUUACUGAUGACCAGCUGGCAUUGGUGGAGCAGAACACACUGAUGGUGGAAGAGAGGGAACGAGAAAUCCGMCAGAUUGUGCAGUCAAUCUCCGAUCUCAACGAAAUAUUUAGGGACCUGGGAGCAAUGAUAGUAGAACAGGGAACAGUUCUAGAUAGAAUUGACUAUAAUAUUGAACAGUCAUGUAUGAAAACUGAAGAGGGUCUAAAACAACUGCAUAAGGCAGAGCAAUAUCAAAAGAAGAAUCGGAAGAUGCUUGUUAUUUUAAUUUUGUUUGUUAUAGUAAUUGUCCUCAUUGUUGUUCUUAUUGGUGUAAAGUCACACUAGGUUUCGCUUCAUUUUCUCAUUUUUGGAGUUUCUGUGAACUUUUUUCCCAAUGUGAAUGGAUGGACCUGCACUCCAGAAAGCUGCCUUUGUACGAGCCCUUGUGGUGCAACGUCUGUGCAAUGUUUCUGUAGAAUUCUUCAAAGUACAAGUUUGGUGACCUGUGAGGUGUUUGUAAGGAUUAUAUGGAAAAUGUCAGGAAAUUUGAUGCUCCCACAUGAAAAAAAAAUUGGCGCUCUAUGCAGAGGUAUUUGGAAAUAGCAUACUUAAGAAUAAUUAAAAAUUGAAGUUUACCAGUGACUACAGUAAUUAGUGUGUUACUGUGARCAAAAAUGUGUUGUCUUCUAUAUUCUUAUGUCAGAAUCGUUGUAGGCUUCAAAUUUAAGCCAUGUUACUGAGUCAGUGGGACUGGAUAUCAAAAAUUGAUCUAUGUGUAAAAUACGUUGAGACACAAAAUUGUUUGAUUGAAUGCCCUUUCUUCCAGACUCAAAAACUCCAAAGAACUGGAUAGACAGCUAAAAAAGAAAGCUUUUAGCAACCAGAACGUAAUCCAACCCCUGUGAUCUUAAUUUAGAUACUGCACCAUUACUAAGAAUCAGUGGUACUUGAUCUUGUAAAUAACAAGAUGUAAUCACUGGCAUAAUUUAACAUGUUUAGUUAAUUAAAAAAUUUUCUGAGCUUGAGUAAUCAUGGGAAUGAUUUUCCUUCAUGGGGUUGAUCAUAUAUUUUUUUCAUGCAUAAUUUUUUUAGUUUAAAGUACAGACAUUACAUUAAAGCAGCUGUGAAGUUUAGCUGAAAAAAUAGAGUAGAAACCCAAAAAGAGAAUCUCUCUGGCCUGCUGUAGUGGGUCUUGGAUGUUUCAAACUGUAACUGCUGUAUAAGCUGUUUAUUUUAUAGUGCAUUUGUCCAUAUGGGUUAUGUUUUUUGUGUAAGAAGUGGCUACACUACAGUAGAUAUUACAUCCAUUUUCCCUGACAGAAGAUUCUCUUUCAAAUGUCUGGAAGAGGAGCUGUUUGUGGUCUUUUACUGACCAAGAGAGAUGUCAUGCAAGUGACAUGUUACAAGGCCUUCAGUGGAGGAUUUGGGGUUUUCACUAUUUUUUUCAGUGGAAAGCUUUGCUGCAGGCCGUACAAGAGAAAUUAGGGCAACAUGUAAGUAAUAGAAUACUCUUAAUUUAAUUCAGGCCUGAAGUGGUGUGCAAUUUUAGAGGCCUUGUCUUAAUAUUUUUAAUACUGCUUUUUUAUAUGUUUGGUUUUUUUUUUUCCCCAAAGGGACUGUAACUUCCUUCAUUUUUUUGACUGAUACAAGUGCUCCCCAUAGACCUGCAGAGAUGCUCUGCUCCAAGCCCCUGACAUGCAGUUUCAAAACACUAUGAUACUGAAGUUGCAUCUGUUGCCUGCCCCGAGUUUCUUUACUCUGUGCUAAAGAGGACUUGAGACGUGGCUUUAAACUGACCAUUUUCAGGGAUGGACCUGAAAACACAGACUGCAAAAACGUGAAAGCCUUGGCUUUUUGUGGGGCUUAUGAAAAGCUUUGUAGCACUCUUGUUACCUCUAGAGAAAGGGGAUGUUGAACCACCAAAACUGCCAGUUCAAACUCUUCACUGAAUUGAUGAAGUAAAUUGGUAAAAGGAAGAAUGAGGCUUGUGUUGGGUGUGCAGCUCCCCUGUUCUGGUGAUAGAUCUUUCAAUGAUCGUGAGUAAAACUACUGUCUCCCUCGUGCUGUCUGCAUCACUUGGUGUGAAGCAGCAAAUUGCUAUAAUUUAAUAUACUGUAUUUGCAACUUUCUCUCUAACAUGAGAUCGUGUUAUUUAUUUCUGUCUUGACCGGUGCUUUUGACAUUWUAUCAUGGCAGAUGGAUUCAAAGAAUAAAACACUUCCAACUUAAUUGGGCAAUUAUUCUUUUUUUUUUAAUUUAAAUUACAAACUGAAACAUACUUUUGUGACGUUAACAUGUUUCUGUUAAUAAUAAAUCAAAGUGGCAGUGAUGUGACAUUUUUUUCUAAAAAAAAAAGUAACUUUCUGUAGGACAAUGUCAUUUGCAUUGUCAAGAGUUAUUUCCCCUGAGUUAUGCCCACUGUUUACCUAUUCUCUACCCAAAUUCUGUCCAAGGAAAUGCAUUUUUAGUGAGGUUAAACUCAGAUGUCCAGAGCCCUGUGUAACUUGAGCUGGAAUUUAUUGAAUUCUAUUGAGGAAGAAAACUCUGGACAGUCUGGUUUCUAAAUCAUCGCAGGUUUGUGGCUUAUUCUGAGUCAGUCUGAAUAACUUAUCAGCAGUAAAAUCAAACCCAGURCUGUGCUUUCUGGGAGUAUCCCCACAAAAAGGGUGCUGUCUGUGCCUUUGGGCAAGGAAAGUCCAGAAAAGCCACAGCAGCUGCUGCCUGCUCAGGUAUUCCAGGAGCUGCCUGAGCCUCCUGCCCAGCCCUGUCAGUCCCAGCAG